Sinocyclocheilus anshuiensis is the source of this 2953-nucleotide messenger RNA. RefSeq names its product cerebellar degeneration-related protein 2-like (gene cdr2l). NCBI's taxonomy places the organism in Eukaryota, Metazoa, Chordata, Actinopteri, Cypriniformes, Cyprinidae. The coding region runs from base 219 to 1616 and encodes 465 amino acids. The record is from RefSeq and is a predicted model, not a curated record. The transcript is spliced from 7 exons.
GUUGUUGGGAACUGGGAUGAGGAGCGAUAUCAGCGCUUUGCACGGCAGUGGGAGGAGAAAUUUCAAGUCAAGCGCGCUGUCAUUGUUGCCUUGCCGCUGCGUUGAGCGGAUCCCUCGAUGCUGCUCCAGGGGACAUUUAUUUAGCAAGAAACCGUGAAAAUAGGUGGAUUAAAAAAUCGGCGCAUCUUUGCGCUUCCGGCGUUAACCGCGACACACUGAUGCUCCGAGCCGGCAGGAUGGACGAGUUUGUGACGGAAGAAGAUGAGCCGUGGUACGACCAGAGAGACCUGGAGCAAGAUCUGCACUUGGCAGCUGAGUUGGGGAAAACCCUGCUGGAGCGCAAUAAGGAGCUGGAGGACUCGCUGCAGCAGAUGUACAUCAACAAUGAGGAGCAGGUGCAGGAAAUCGAGUAUUUGACCAAGCAGAUGGAGAUGUUGCGCGAGAUGAACGAGCAGCAUGCUAAAGUGUACGAGCAGUUGGAUGUGACGGCUCGAGAGCUGGAGAUAACCAAUGAAAAACUGGUGCUGGAGAGCAAAGCUUCUCAGCAGAAGAUUGACAGAUUGACAAGUACUAUGGAGAUGCUGCAGGGGCAGGUGGACACGCUAACUGCUCGUGUGGAGGAGUUGCGCACUUUGGAAGAGCUCAGGGUUCGCAGAGAGAAGAAAGAGAGGAGAAAGACUGUGCACACGUUCCCCUGCCUCAAAGAACUCUGCACCGCUCCCAGGUACGAGGAUGGUUUCAUGGUGUCUGACCCAGGCAGCGGUGACCUACAAGUGUGUCAGCCUGCUGACGAAGUGAACGAACAUCUGCGUGUGAUGGUGUCAUCUUUGCGCGCCUCUGUGGCGGCCGAACGCGGACGGCGCGAGGCCGCUGAGCGGGAAUGUGGCACGGUGCUACAGGAGUUUGAGCGGCUGGAGCAGCGCCUCAUGGGGGCCGAGAAUUGCCAGCGGCGCGUGCACGAGCUAGAGGCGGAGCUCCAGGAGAUGCAGCAGCUCCGCAAGUCCCGAGCCUGCCUCCUGAGCGGAGACGAGGGCCUGGAGCAGACGCUGCUCAACUGCGCACCCGAGACGGACACGCCGGAGGAUGCAGUUAUGGCUGGAACGCAGAACGGUGAUGCGAAUGAUGGAGCUGCACCCGUCCGGAAGAGUUGCAGUGAUACGGCUCUAGAUGCCAUCUCUGCGGUCGACGCCUCAGGGAGACGCAAAGGCAGCUACGCGCUUCACGCCAACGGUGUCCGGAAGAGGGGCAUGUCCAUCCUCCGAGAGGUGGAUGAGCAGUAUCACGCCCUUCUGGAGAAGUACGAGGAGCUGCUCGGGAAGUGUCGGCGCCACGAGGAGAGUCUAUGCCACGCUGGGGUGCAGACCUCCCGGCCCGUGUCCAGAGAUCCGUCCAUGAAGGAAUGCAGGGCUGCAGAGCCCCAGCAGCCGCCCACUCCACCGCAGACGCCCUCGACUCCAGAGGCCCUGGAGGGCCUCAGCCGGCAAGUGGAGGCUGUGGACAAGCGGCUGAGCCACAACACUCCAGAGUAUAAAGCCCUCUUCAAGGAGAUCUUUUCCCGCUUACAGAGGACCAAGAGCGACAUAAACUCCACCAAAGGGAGGAAAAGCGGAAAAUAGCCCAUUUGAUUUCUGAUUUCUUUCCCUUGUCUUUCAUGUAAUGUCUUACUUUUUUUUUUUUUAAACUAGUCAGAAAGAGGUUUAGAUACAUCUGUUAUUUAGUACAGCUCAUACAUGAAUUAUUUGGUGCCACACAUCAAGAGAUAAAUGGUGGUUUUCUGGACGUUUUGAGUCUAAUGUGCUUUUGCCGGGUUGGCCGUUUAGGGUAGACCAAAUUACUUACUAUCGGUUAAAAUGUAACCAUAAUCACCCUAAAGUUGAUCAAGCACAGGAAGACAUGAUUAUUUCCUUUCUCACAUGUAUUACAUGUUACAGAUAACCACAGCAUUGUGUAACCACUUUUGUUCAAUAUUAAAUCACACUUUGCAAGGUUGUUUGAUACAUUUAUUACCAUGAGCGUGGAUGAAUGAGUGGAGUGAUCAGGAUGGAUCGGCUGUAGGGUUGUGUCUAGAUGGAAACCCUUGUUCUGUGAAAAAUCUCACAUGCAACAUUUGAAGACUCUUGCAGCAAUCCUUGUCUUCAUGUACCGCCCACAGGCUGACCACAUGAUGCACAUUUCACACAAAACUGGCCCGCAAUAGCAGAAAACCACUAGUUCUAAUCUGGCUGACUUUAUGUAAUGUCUGGGAGUUUGGGUGAAUCCACAAGGAACUAAAGGUGCUCACAAAGUUGCUGUAAUCGAGGAAGCACUAGUUACAGGACUUGUUAAGGUUUAUCAGGUUAGUGCCAUCAGGUCUUGCUCAGAAGAUAUCCAGAGUGUUGUUUUAGGCACUUAAUAGUAAAAGACACCAACAAGCAGAACUUUGAAGUUUAUAGCAACUGGUUCUUUCACUACCAGAUACACUGAUCACAAAGUCUCCAUACAUUUGUUUCUACAUCGGCCCAUUUUUGGUGUUGUCAACCAUUUUGAGUAACCCCAUUCCUCAUAAAGCUGAAAAUAUACUUCCCUUGUAGCCCAAUUUUUGUGUCUGCGUGGACAACCGGUCCAGUAGGUCAGGGAUGGGCAGCUCCAGUGUCCUGCAGAGUUUAGCUCUAUCCCCAUUUAAACAGUUCAGGGAUCAGGACUACACUCUGCAGGUCACUGAACCUCCACAACCAAAGUUGCCCAUUUCUGCACUAGGUAGUAUGCUUGCACUGAACAGGCCCAUCCACGCUCAUUGACAACGGAUCAUACUUUGAAUGGCUGGUGUGCUCAAUGGAGUGAACACAGACUAACCAGACCUUAUGCCAAUAAUCAGCAGUCCUAAGCUCGGUGGCACCAAGUUUUAAUAGUAAAGUUUUGCAGAACAAGGCUUACCAUCUAGACCUCACCCUGAAGUAAAAAAACAAAAAAAACA